This is a messenger RNA of Polychytrium aggregatum, 2100 nucleotides long. RefSeq lists its product as uncharacterized. The coding region runs from base 117 to 1736 and encodes 539 amino acids. The transcript has 8 exons. Lineage: Eukaryota; Fungi; Chytridiomycota; Chytridiomycetes; Polychytriales. The record is from RefSeq and is a predicted model, not a curated record.
GUCGGGGCCGCCCUACCGACGCCGCUGGUUGUCGUCGUCCUGCCAACCUCGUCCAAGUCCAUCUUGGUCGCCCUCCUUCCCCUCACCGACUCUCCGGACCAACGCUUCAUCGCACCAUGUCUCUGUUUAGCUUUGCCAGUCGAAAGCAGCCCAGGGUUGCCACGAUCCAGACCACCAAGGUCGAGCCGCAGUCCGUGGACACCGUGCUCGGAAAGAGUAUUCCGAUUACCCUCAGCGACAAGAAGGAAACGAUUGCCUCGAUCCUUGAAACCCUCAGUCCCUGUGCCGACAACGAGUGUGGCAUCUCUGGUGGCGCUACCGCCGAUCGCCCGAGCCUCGCCGAUCUGCUCCAGCCCAGCUGCCGCGAUCGAGAGGUUGUCGAAGCAGAACAUGCGCAAUUCAACGGCAUCAUCAAGCACGUUGCCGGUGCGCCCGACAAGAGCCUACCCAUCUACGACUAUUGGAAGCCUGCCCUGAUGGUGUACCAGUACACGACCCCUGUCAUGCUGGGUGUCCCUUUUGUUGACAUUGGUGCUGCCCAAGUAUCGCCUCAUCUCCGCCGCUUGGUUCUCCUGACCAGCAGUCUUCAGUACAAAUGUUACUUUUGCGCUGCCCACGCUGUGGCUCUCGGCGAUGCUAUCAAUGGCUCCUGGAGAGCCCAGCUCAGAGCCCUUCACCACAACAACACUGCUGCACUUGCUAGCCCGAUCGAGGAGCCGCUCUCGGCCAAGGACUUUGCUGCUCUUCAGCUGGUGGCCUCGGCUACCUCGAUCCCCUCCAAAGUGACUCUCGAUAUGAAACGCAAUGCCCGCAUGCACUUUGACGAGCGCAACUACCAGCUCAUUGCGUGCAUUUCCAGCUACAUUGGCUGGGCCAAUGCUGUCUCUGACUCGAUGGGCAUGGAGCUCGAGGCCGGCAACAUCUUGUGGGCCCAAGAGCGCCUCAGAGGCCAUUGGCAUGGACGCCGCCACAGCCCCGCCAGCUUCGAUCCAAACGGACCCAACGAGAGCCUCGUCCAGGAAGCCCAGGCCGAGGAGCAUGUGCUCAGCAGCGGCUUCUACAGCGUGCUCGACUAUUAUCGUCUUGCUCUCAAUGUCAUUGGCACAAGCUCGAUUGAGGCCAAGUGGCUCAAAAACUUCCCGGUUGGCCACGGCCCGCUUGGCAAGCUGCUUGAGGAUAGUCUUGGGUUCCAGCCCGAGUACAUCACCAAUCUGCUGAAUGCCGAUGCCAAGCGAGCCAUCGUGUUCUCCAUGUGGCAGUUCUUGCUCAAGCCCCUCUCCGAGUCGACCAACGAGGCGCCGUACGAGUGGAGUCCUGAAGAUAAGGCUCGCCUCUGGUAUGCCUAUGCGACCAAGGCCCAGAACUCACUCCUGCAGGGCCAUGCUGCCUUCUAUGCACACCAAGUCCUGCAAAUCUCCACGGACGACCUCGGCGAGGCAGGCCUGGGUCGUCGUUCGACUGCCUCGGCCCCGUUUGCCCAUGCCCUCAAGUUUGUCCGCGAGUCGGCUUCGACCAACCGCAGCUACCGCACCGAGGACAACCUGGCGCUCUUCAAGAGCACCAAGUCGCCAGCCGGAGUGAUGGAGUUGGUGACUCUCCUUGGAGUCUUUACACUGCUCCAUCGGCUGUCGGGCAUGAUGGCCACCGAGCCCUUCCACUACGAGCCAGUUGUCGAAGCGUUUUUGACUUCUGGAGCUGGCCAGACCCUUGGCCUGCCUGCUCGGGCCUCUGCCUAAGUGACCUCAUCGUUGGAGAAGUUUUUCAACGUCCUGGCAGUGAUACCGAUUGUGGUCCGUCUGUCCGUCCGUCUGUCUGUCGGCUUCUAUGAUCGGGCAUCCCCGGCCGAUUGCCUGUUUUGUUCUUCUUCCACCCGGCGAUGUUGGCGUUCUUCCAAAGUCCGGCCCUUUGGUAGUUCCACCCGGCACCCAACCCGGCGUGCUGCACCUCAUAUGAUUGCGUGCCUCCUCGUUAGUCGAUUCUAUGUAUACCAAUAUGCUCCCCGAUUGAGUUAUUCGAUUGCUUUUAUGUCUGCAGUCACCCCAUUACAGUCUUUCUAUUACUUUAUGUCAGCAGUCUUUCAAUUAUACUCUUCCUACGUCA